GCUUCUAGGCUGCUGAAGUCCGCGCCAGGAGGAGGGCUGAGCUGCCCCGCUGAGCGGUGAAGGCGGCCGCCGCACGCAGCAGCAGCAGCAAGCAGCCGCGGUGGGCGUGGAGGUAGAGGGCGUGGUCCCAGCAGAACCGAGCCCAGCCGGUUGGCGAGAAGGGGCUGGAGGCAGUGGGUGCUGUGCGGCUCGCGGCACAGGUCAGUCUCACCCGGAGCUCAUCCUCUCCCAUGGCCGGGUAAGAGGCGCGGCUGCCGCCAGCUGACAGCACCAUCCACCGACCGAGCCGAGGCUCAGCCGUUCCCUGCUGUUGCCCAUCACUUCCAGGAGAGGAGGAAGGCGGGCAGGCGGGACGGACCGGCCAACCAGCCUCACCCAGCAAGAGGUAGAGUGGCUUUCACUCAUGCCAGCUAUCUCCUGCCGGAGCCCGGAGACGGGGGAGAGCUUUUGGCACAACCAAUGCGUGUGUUACGUAUAAAGGAGAAAAAUAGUUGAUUCUGAAGGAGCACGUCAAAGUACCACUAACCUGAACAUUAAAAGAAGAAUGACAGAACGAUCUAUUGGACUCUAAGUUCUAACAUAGUGUUGCGGAAAGAGCUUGAAAUGGCUCAGUAUAAAAACAUUGUCAUUGAUUUUCUUGAGGAAUGGUGUCUGCAGGAACCACCCCUUGGCUGUAAGAAACACCAAAAUGUUAGGAAAAAACUGAGACUAAUACGAAUAACAGGACUCUUCCUGGGUAUUAUGGCCAUUAGCACACUCUCUCUUUCACUUAGUGCCUUUUUCCAGCUGGAACCUUAUAGCACAGAGACAACCAGCAGCCUAGACAGCCAAAAGUCAAAACAUUUGCAUCAAAGAACUCUCUUGGACUUCAAUGAACAGAAUCAAAGUGACGCUUCAGAUUCACCUAUUUCUAUGAAAUAUGAAGCUGGAGAUGAGAACCACACAGAGGAACACAAGGGAGAAUAUCCAGAAGAUCUUUUUUCUCUUGAGGAAAGAAGAAAAGGUGCUGUAAUCCUCCAUAUUCUUGGAAUGAUUUACAUGUUCAUAGCCUUAGCCAUUGUCUGUGAUGAGUUCUUUGUUCCAUCAUUGACAGUCAUCACAGAAAAACUGGAAAUUUCUGAUGAUGUGGCUGGGGCAACGUUCAUGGCUGCUGGUGGCUCAGCCCCAGAACUAUUUACUUCUUUAAUAGGAGUCUUUAUAUCUCAUAGUAAUGUUGGCAUCGGAACAAUAGUUGGAUCUGCAGUAUUCAAUAUUCUGUUUGUUAUUGGGAUGUGUGCUUUAUUUUCUAAAGAGAUUUUGCACCUCACUUGGUGGCCGCUCUUUCGGGAUGUAUCUUUUUACAUCAUGGACUUGAUAUUGCUGAUCAUUUUCUUUUUGGAUAACUUCAUUAUGUGGUGGGAAAGCUUAACACUACUGUGUGCUUAUAUGGUAUACGUGACUUUCAUGAAAUUCAAUGUGCAAGUAGAAGAAUUGGUGAAAAGCAUUUUAAACAAGAACAAAGUGGAGAAAGUAUCACCAGAACCUGAAGCAAAGCCUGCAGAGAAGGAUGACCAGACAUUGAUGACUAAGCCUCGUCUCCAGCGUGGUGGGAGUUCUGCAUCUCUGCACAACAGCGUAAUGAGGAGCAGCAUUUUCCACCUUAUGAUUCACACCCUUGACCCACUUGCUGAAGAACUUGGAUCAUAUGGAAAGCUAAAAUAUAAUGACACAAUGACUGAGGAAGGGAAGUUCAAAGAAAGGGCAUCAAUUCUUCACAAGAUGGCCAAAAAGUGUCAGGUGGAGGAUGGUGAAAAACGGAAUGGAACUGUUAAUCAUGCUGAAAAAAUUGAAGUUGAAGUGACACCACCAAAUGAUGGACCAGUGCAAAAUGGAAAUGCCCAUGGCGCAGAGGAGGAAGAGGAGGAUGAAGAACAGCCACUCAGCCUGGCCUGGCCCGAUACCCCACGCAAGCAGCUCAUCUACUUGGCUGUUCUUCCCAUUGUUUUUCCAUUAUGGGCUACCUUGCCUGAUGUCAGAAAUCCAUCAUCAAAGAAGUUUUUCCCGCUGACAUUUUUUGGAUCAAUUUCUUGGAUAGCAGUAUUUUCUUAUUUAAUGGUCUGGUGGGCCCAUCAGGUUGGUGAGACUAUUGGCAUCAGUGAGGAAAUCAUGGGUUUGACCAUCUUAGCUGCUGGCACUUCUAUCCCUGAUCUAAUUACCAGUGUUAUUGUGGCACGGAAAGGGCUGGGGGAUAUGGCAGUGUCCAGCUCUGUGGGAAGCAACAUCUUUGACAUCACUGUUGGUCUUCCUCUCCCAUGGCUUCUCUUUGCAACAAUUAACCAGUUCACUCCAGUGGCGGUAAGCAGCAAUGGGCUAUUCUGUGCUAUUGUCCUCCUCUUCAUCAUGCUGCUCUUUGUUAUUCUCUCUAUUGCAUGCUGCAAAUGGAAGAUGAACAAGUUUCUGGGAUUCACCAUGUUUGGGCUUUACUUUGUGUUCCUGAUUGUCAGCGUCCUUCUGGAAGACAGGAUUAUCAUGUGCCCCGUGUCCAUCUAAGAGAAAAUGGAUGCUGUUUCUUGAACAGCAUCAAAGAAACCAAGCCCAGACCCAGAAACAAACAAGAACAGAGAAACACUCUUGCAAUACAAAAUAAGUAGUGUUUUUAGAACCCUUUGAAUUAAAGAGGGGGAGAAGAAUGUCUGGAAUCAGCAGUGGACACGUUCAGCUGGUAACAUUCAUUGCUGCUGAGCAAUUCUGUGUGCAAAGUGAAACCAGCUACUUCAGAACAUGCUCCUUGGAAGGUUCGACUCCUUACUGGAUGGAGGCAUUGUGCACAUGUAUAACAUGGUGUAUAUUGUAUAACAAUGUUAAGGUAUUAUAUAUGCUACACAUAGGAUCUGUUUCCAUGUACCUUUCUCUCUACAUAUAUUAGUGUAUACAUGCCACACAAAGAGAGAGCAAUGCACACACACACAUAUUUACAAAUAAAUACAGGGAAAUGCUAAUAUCCGUCUUUGGGAGGCACAAAUCUCCAAGUUGGAUUUUAUCUGUUCAUGUAACCCAAUGGAAGGCAUUAUCCAAGAGUUUUUCCAUGAAUUAAAUGCCAGAUGAGAAAAGACCUUUGGUGGAUUACAUGCUGUUCAGUUGCAGCUUGCACAUGCUGUGGAUGCCUCAGCCACAGAUGCGCGUUUUUAGAAUGGAGCAUUACUAAUUGUGUUCAUCUACCAAAACGUGAGAAACAGAACAAGUGAGGUGAUCACCUUUAUAGGACUAAAGUUUUUCAAAAAUAUUUUGCUUGGAUUAUUCACAUUCUGUAUUUUCAAGACUUAGGCCCUGUUCAUAGAGAUGCAUGUUCAUCUCUGUAUUAGUGCAACAUCAAGUGAUUAUAUAUGCAUGUGUGAAAGAGCCAUCACAGGCCAAACGCCUCAGACGAGGUUUCAUAUUACCUUGUAUACCAUACUUUUUAUGGAGGUAGUUUGCACAUUCAGCUGUGAAUAAUCACAGCAAAUAUGAAAGUGAACGUCUAUGCAUUUGUGAAUCACAUUCAAGUGAUGAGUGAUACACAUGCAUGUGUGAACCAGCCCUUCCUCCAGUAAAGGUGUGCCUCACAGGUUCUAGCUUUCUAGGAGGUUCACUGCAUUUUUACUACUGUCCAUCAUUGAUAAGAGCAUACUAUGUAUAGAAUGACUGUAUCUAAGAAGGACAUCUGAAAGUGAUAAGUAAAACCCACACUAAGGAUUUGGAGUUUCUGCUAUCAUCUCCUCAGCAUUUAAAUAGAAAAUGCAACUACUCUCUUUUUACUAGGGCAGCAUUACUGUAAAGAUAGGAAGGUCAUUUCAAAUGCUGUUUUCAUUGGUAUAUUUGCCUUGUCUUAUGAAAAAGAAAUGGGUUUCUAUGUAGCUUUUAAAACAAAAUUUCAAAACUGUUGCAUGAUGGAGACAUAAACAUAGAAGUGGAUCUGUUUCAUAGGUGAUUACCUUUUGUUAUCUGCACUGCAAAGUUUCCUCACUAUCUCAUAUUUCGUCUGUUAAACUUUUGAAGAUAUAUGGGAAAGUAAAGUGGAAUUAGUGGUUUGAAACCCAAGCUGGAAUUUUCUAAAGUUGCUGAGAAAUGUAUUGUGUAGAUCUAAUUGGCCAAUACACAAGUAAAACUCCCUCCUGCUGCUACAGAAGGCCCAAUAAGAGGGACAGAUCUAAUAUCAAAGGAGAAGCAUCGAGCGAAGUUUCAUAUUUGCUCAAACUCAGCUGACUAAAAAACUGACUUUCUUUUACAAUAAGCAGCACUUAUCUAAUUUGCAUCUCCAAUCUUGUUAGAACUCAUGCAGUGUCAUUAUGCAUUAUUAGUGACUCAUUAUGCAUUACUGAAUUGUUGAUAUAGUAAGUCACCCAUGCACAAUGGAAAUUUGAUACCUGGGACUGUAUAACAGAACUUCUAAUGUUUUUGUGCUUUCCAAUUUGCCUCACACUUUUGCUUUCAUUCUAUACAGUACUUCUUAUUCUCUGUUGUACUCCAUAUAUGUAUAUAUCUGUACAUAGCUAUAUCUGUACAAAGGUAUACCCAGGUAAAUCACAGAAAGCAAGCCUAGGUGAAACAAAGCAUGUACAGGAAAACCUCAGUAUUUGCGAGGGUUCCAUUCUCAGCUAUUGCUGCGGAUACUGAAACCACGAAUACUGAGGCAUUGGGGCAAUGCAAAAUGGGAAGUUAGGUUCCGAAGGGGCAAACAAUAGCCAAAAAUCAUGAAAUACAGUCAGGGAAAGUGCUCUACCAUGCUCCACAGGUCCAGCAAUGCCCCUCAAGAGACUCAAUUAUGCCUUCUUCUUCUUUUUUGCUUUGAAAUCAUGGUUUUUAUUUCUUUUUUCCUUGGGAAAGAAGCCACAAAAUGGCUUCCACACACAAAAUGACAUCAGAGGUCAUUUCCAGCCACCCUCGAUCUGUGGAUAAGUGGAUUUAACCCUUCCCCCCCCACACAUAUACUGAGGUUGGGUGCCAUUCACCCAACCGCGGAUAUGUGAAACUGCGGAUGCCAGAUACACAAGUAAGAGCCUCCUAUAUUAAAACAAAAAUUGUGGAAAUGAAAUAAUGAACAAAAGCGAGGAAAUUAUAUAUAUUUUUAAAAGUUGUGGCAAUCUGUCUGCUACUUGAGGCUUUUUUAAUUGUAGAGUUCGGAAAAGAAUCAUUUAAAAGCCUUUGCUCUUAGAUUUCUCCUGUAAUAUCCAUUACUGUUAGGAGGUGAUGCAAUUUUGAAGACAUGCUAAUUUGUUCUGUGGCCCCCAAAAUUGUACCUGAGCAUAUGGAGGCCAGGAGUGGACCUGGGCUUCACAUGGCUCCUUCCUCCUGUUCAUUCAGCCUGGGGUUUACUUGGACCACUAAAUUCCACAGCAUUUAUUUCCAUGUAAGUGUGCAUAGCAUUGCAGCCUGAAUGGUAUCCGUACAUUCUGUUAAACGAUGCAGGCUAGGCUUCCAUUAACUUGUGUGACUAAUUUUGGCACCAGAGGGAGCUUUCCAGGGGUGUGUCUCAAACAGCAACCCUUCAUGCCAUGUGGCAAGCCUUUUGAUUAUUGAAAUCAGUUCUGAUUUGUUAAUGCUAGUGGGGUGGGGAUUCAAAGCAAAAAGUGCAAACAUUUCUGUAGGAACUUCCAAGCUCUUUGAGCAUGGGUAAAGCACUUACCGUAUUUUAUGGACUAUAAGACUCACUUUUUUCCUCGAAAAAUAUCCGCCAAAAUUCAGGAGCGUCUUAUAUGUUUUAACAGUUUAAUAUGUUAAAACUCUGAAAAACUGGAUUAAAAUUAAGGUGCGUCUUAUAGUCCGUAGCGUCUUAUAGUCCGUAAAAUACGGUAUUUGAAUCUUCACACACAGUGUAUGUGUGUCUUUUCUAGCUCAUAUUGGUUUUCGGAGCAGAUCAAGGUCAUAACAAGGAGCAUAUUUUUGAAGUCAUUAAAAUAAAUGUUCUGCUUUCUCAUCUAGAGGAAAAAAUGUUAUUCAGACAAAUAAAUGCAUGCUAACAUUUUGGCUCUUGUGCUUCAGAGGUAGGAGAACAGAAGUUUGCACUCUGGCUGCUCUCAAUAAGCUAAGGUAAUUUAGUGUCUUAGGAAAUCUGGUGGUAAAAGCUGAUUAUAGUUCUUAGCUAGACAAUUUCUUACAUAACUUGCUGAGUAAAACUGCUUUUCAAUAGCCCUUCUUUUCCUGCUCAAUAGCCUUACUUCUGAAGAAAUAAAGGACUGGUAUUGGUGAGGGAAGCACAUUCCCUGAUUUGCAACAGCAGCAUGACUGAAAUUGGUGGGCUGACAAAACUUCAUAAAUUGCUUUUAUCCAAUAAUUGUGGUGGCCUUGGCUGCAGAUUCAUCUCUAUAAUGAGUAUAAAAUAUAUGCAUUUUACAUGGCAAAAAACUACUGCAGUUGAUUUUUAAUGGAUCAAAAUUCACAAUAAAAUUGAAGAGGCUUUAGAGAUGAGGUGAUUAAGGGCUAUGGAAUUCAUGUUGUACGAGGAAGGAACAAGGUACCAACUGAAAACUAAAUAGACUAGCUUUGGGGGAAAACACCAUUUGUAGAGACAACUGUACAGGAAGCUGUGGGGUGGGUGGUUCUACAGAACAGAACAGCAACAGUUGGCGAGGACAGAGAACCUUUACAGGAACAAACAGUUCCGGCAAUUGCCAGAGUCUCUAUUUGACAGAUGUGUUUUGCACUAUGUGACAUGCUUUCCAGGGCUUGGUUUCCAUGGCUUCAACAUUUCUAGCAGUUUAGGAAUGUCAAGUGCAAUACUGGGCUAGUAGAAGCCUUGUAGCCAAAUGGUUGGUUGGUUGGUUAGUUCAGGUCAAUAUAUGAAAUUCACUUCCUCCUGCAACUGACAUUCUUCUUUUUGGUCUUUGUUGCCUGCUAAGGGCUGUCAAGUCAAAAUGCUGCAGGGACAGUAAAAGCCCAAAAUGACAGAAUUAUCUUAUUAAGGUCUAUAAUUCGGAUCUAGCAAUCUUGUACCCUGUCCCACAGUCCUUAGCUCUCCAAACUUCCCUUUGCUGUUCACUUCCUGUCAACAGUGCACAACCUUACUGUCUCUAGGCCCUGUUUGCAAUUGUGCCCCAGCUUUUUCCAUGGCUCCUUUCUUAAGUUCUGUGUUUCCACCAGCCAUCAUGACCACAAGCUCCGAAUCGGGAACUCAUUAUGACCACAAGUUCCGUUCAGGACCCUGCCCACUUUUGUCCCACUUGCUGUUAGCUGCCAUAACUUGACCAGUCUUAAAGCACCCCUUUACCACCCCCACACAAAGAUAACAUACAGACCCUCUUAACCUUAAAGAACUGUCACCUCUCCAAACAGCUUUUCUUGCCUCUGUUUCCUGACUCCUUUGCACUUUUCUUCACACCACUGUUUCUCGGAAAAUUUCCUCAUCUACAUCCUUAACAACUUGUCACUUCGCAUCCUUACCUCCCAGGGCCUCUUCUCAGCCCUUAUCCUGCCCUUGUAUGAAUUCCAGACAAACUGACAAUGCUUUGUGUGUAUAUCACAAUAUCCAGGAUUAUGUGUGUGUUGUGAUUCCACAGAAUCAUAACAAAUGUUCAGCAUGUGGAACUGUGAGCAGCAAUUUCAGUUUUUUUAUUUUGGGUUCAUGUUUAAUAUGAUUGCAUGUAUGUUGGCAAUGCCUUCUGAAAUCUCAGAAGCCUAAGGCGUGGUUGGAAUUCCAGUUAUCACUUGUAUGCCUUCAGGACUACCCUGCACAGUUGCUUAAUUCUCCUUGUGACUAGCAAAAGCAGAACAAGUUAUGCAAAUUAGACCUUAUGCAAAUAUGUUCAAUUUACUAGAUUGGGUUUCCUGGUCACAUAAUUUUAUUUAUUUUAUUUUUAAUGCAGAUUACUCACAGCCCUGACAAUAUCUAAUAAUCUGUAACUGAUUAUCAGUUUACAGGACCUCUGGCUGACUUCAACUAAGCCAGGACUUUCCAAAUUAAUUUGACAUUUUAUUGGCCGUUUAAUAUCAGUGAGAUGGAUUAGCCUGAAAAUAAUAUACUUUUGAUAACUUUGUACUCUGAUAUGGCUGAAAGCCUUUAUACAGUAGUUUCAGUAGUUAAUAAACAGAUCAAUAAAAUGGCACUUCUGAUAGAUUAAGCAUGAUUACAUUUCACAUCAGUGCUAUUAUGCAAUGCUGAAGUUCCUGCUAUGGGAAGCAUCAGUAAGAUUGAAGUGGUGUGUAGUUCUUUGAUGGCUUUCUCUGCAGAGACAAGUUUCAGGUUCUUCUGUAGCUGGAAAUAAAUGAGUGCUUCUGCUCCAGCUAGUUUUAAACUGGUGAAAUUCCUAUCAGAACUAUAAAGCGAGUGUAGUUUUUCUCUGUGUGUGCAAGGAAAGCCAUUCAUAUAAUGGACACUUGAAGAAAUGUGCUGAGAAGUGAUGUUGAGUUUGAAAUGGGUAGAUGUUAGGUAUGCAAGUACAAUUUUUUCAUGUACAUACAUACAAUUGUUUCACAGUGGCACAUCAAGUAAAGGGGGUUGAUAUUUUAUUUAAACAUGCGCACUGUGGUUCUGCCUCCAUGAGGCACCCAAGCUAGCUAACAGUAUUAAAAAUCAAUAACAAGCAAGUUUUAAAUAUACAUGUUUAGUUUAAGACAUAGAAUAAAAUAUAUUAAAAUUCAGCAUCCAGAAGAAAGUAAGAUCUUUAGGUCUUUAGUAUAAGACAUAGAAUAAAAAUUUUAUUAUUAAAAUUCAGCAUCCAGAAGAAAACAAGCCCUUUAGCUCUUCUUUUCUUCUGGAUGCUGUAUUUUAAUAAUAAAAAUUUUUAUUCUUAUACUAAACUUUUGUAUUGUAAACUUGCUUAUUACUGAUUUUUAAUACUGUUAACUGGCUUGGGUGCCUCACUGAGGCAGAACCACAGCACAUACAUGUUUAAAUAAAAUAUCAACCCCCUUUACUUGAUGCAUCCCUGUGAAAUAAUUGUAUGUUUGUAUGUACAUGAAAAAAGUUGCAUCAUACAGCAACCCAGCACUAGGUACUAACAUUUAAUGCCAAAGAUGAUAUUGUCAGAGGGCCAAGCACUCAUACUGGAAGACUCUAAAUAACAAUUUUCAGCUUCCCUCCUGCCAAAAAAAAUAUUGAUGUGCCACAUUACGAAGCACAACUUUUUCUCGUUAGACCAAAAAUGAUAUUUCAGUAUUCCAAAGCAAUAUCAAACAGUUUUCCAGUUCCUCAAAAUGUCUUAGCCACUAAGAAACUCCAGUGUAGUUUUAAUUGCUGUUGAAAUAAUAAUUCCCUGUAUCUAGGCAUAAGGGUGGAGCAGUGAAGAUGGCUUGUGAAAAAGAAUGUGUGCCCAAUAAUAUGACUCAGAAUGGAAGCUGCCUUCCAUUGAGUCACAUCAUUGGUCCAUCUAGCCCUGUCCUCUGUCAGAUAGUGGCUCUGAAGGUCUUGGGCAGAGAUCUUUUAUGACCUUGCUACAUAAGAUCCUUCUAGCUGGAGCACAUGGGGAUGCAAAGCCAUAUGGAAAACAUCCACUCUGUCAUACAGACGUACAGCCCCUCCCCAAGCUGCAUGGGGGCAGGGGUCAUGGACAAGUUUGAAUACCACAAAGCUUUGUGCCCAAAUGCUGUCACAGUAGGACAAUUCCAUGCAUUACUGGUGAUCUGGGUGCAUUACUGCACUGACAAGAGUCUGAACUUGCUUCAAUUGCAAAGGAGUCCAGUGCAUAUGGAAUAUUUUAGUUAAAUGAACCUGGUAUCCUUAACCUGAUAUCUAAAGUUGAAAAACUGAUUUAAUCAUAAGACGUGCUUCCACAGUUGAGACAAUAGCUAUGUUACAUAAUCAUUUAUUUGAAUUCUACAUAAUCCAUCUAAGUAAACUAUUUUGGUUAUGUUGUAAUUUGAGUAAACUUGGUUAUGUUUUGUAACUAAAGAAAGUAUUUCUGAUCAAGUUUCUGAACUGACUCCAAUACUGCAGCUAACGUAGGCAUUUUGGACCUUGCAUGACCAAAAUCAACAAGUGAUUGAUUCUAAAUUAUGGUAAUUUUGGAAUUCUUAUUAGGAUUCUUGCAUUUCUUUGAAUGUUAAUGAAGUGUCAUUAUCUUAAUUCAUAAGAUCCUGAAAAAUAAACAAAAUAGCCUCUACUGAGUUCUUACAAAUAUAUGGUUUCUGCUCAUGCAUAAUUCAGAGUUAUUCUCUAUUGGUGCCAGUAAAUGCUUAAAUUGAUCAAAUUCUAGCAAACUUGUUUAUUAGCUUCCUUCUCCACCUGUCAUGGUCUUCAGUCUGUGGGGACCUUGACUCAGCUGCUAUGUGCAGUGAAAAAAGUAAACACAGAAGUGCAAAUCAUAUAUGCUUUCUGUAAUAUGAAGUUUAAUGGCAGGGGGUAAGUUAUUUUAACAUGCCAACUGCCUUGAUGAGCCAGACCAAAUGUUCAUCUAGUUUAGCAGUCCAUUUCCUAUUAUUUCUAUUAAGUUGAAAAACCAGUACCUCCAAAUACUGCAGGUUUAUGGAUUUGUGAAUAAAAAUACUUGCACCUCAAUUGAAAUUUCAAUGAACUUAGUAUCUUGGCCAUGAUCCAGUGGCAGACCACUUCAAAUACAGCCAGGACACUUCCAUUGUCUGCUUGCCCUUGCUGAUCAUGGCAUUCCAUAGCCAACCUGUGGAUACAUAUUUCUCUAGAUCACAGUCCUUGUGUUUUCAUUAUAGAGAGACUGUAAUGUUUUUGUAACAUAAGCCCAACAAUUUAGUUCUUCAAAUUCAGAUUAACAUAUUGAAAGCAACAACUUUUUUUGAAGUUGACUUCAUAAACAAGUAUUGCAAAUGGUUUUUGGGUCACAUUUAGUCAUCAUGGGGCUGAACUGGAAAAUGUGCCUGUUGUUCAAUUGCUGUAUUUCACAAAGUAAUUUUUUCUAGAGUAGAUCUAUUCAAAGUAGUAGAACUGCUCCUGAACAAGUAGCCUGGAUUGCAGCACAGAAGCUUUACAGUGUGAUCCAAACUUACUGGGUCAGUAAACUUUUGCAAGAGUGGACCUGUAUUGUGAAAAUGCUGGCAAAGGGUAUAAAUGACAAUCAGCAAUUAUUUUUUUAAUAGAGUAUUUUUUUAACUCCCAAGAGCAUUCAAAAUCCUUUCCCCCUUGGUUGCUAAUGCGGGGGGAAGAGUAUUUAUUUUAAGCUGCUAAACUUUGCUGAUUUUAAGUAUUUUUAAAAAGAAAAUGAAUAUAUGCAGUCCCCAAAUAUGAAUUUAUUUUUAUGUAUACUUACUGAUAUUUAUUGAAAGAAAAUGGGAUAACUGAAUCAGUAUUUUCUCUGUGAAUAUAAGUUUGUACAUAGUGUGAACGCUUUAUUUGUUUGUACAUAGGUGUCUCGGAAAUAUUAUUUUGAAUGUAUUUCUUCAUUAUAAGUACUGAAUUUUAAUUAAUAUGUUUUGUGCACACUUUUCCACACUAAGGUUACCCUUGUAUUACAGGUAACAUGUCCUUACAAGUCACUCCAUGUAACCUCAAGCUUAUAAGUGUGAAAAUAAAAUGAACAAAUUGAACAAGA
Hemicordylus capensis (graceful crag lizard) is the source of this 11450-nucleotide messenger RNA. It is a transcript of the gene SLC24A2, whose product is annotated as solute carrier family 24 member 2. Gene Ontology annotation, biological process: long-term synaptic depression; intracellular calcium ion homeostasis; long-term synaptic potentiation. The transcript has 11 exons. Gene Ontology annotation, molecular function: calcium, potassium:sodium antiporter activity; calcium channel activity. The coding region runs from base 604 to 2529 and encodes 641 amino acids. The record is from RefSeq and is a predicted model, not a curated record. Gene Ontology annotation, cellular component: membrane. NCBI's taxonomy places the organism in Eukaryota, Metazoa, Chordata, Lepidosauria, Squamata, Cordylidae.